Molecule: messenger RNA, 555 nt
Organism: Lactuca saligna
Lineage: Eukaryota; Viridiplantae; Streptophyta; Magnoliopsida; Asterales; Asteraceae
Source: the annotation of a GenBank genome assembly
AUGGAUGAAAACAACACCCCAAGGGUCACCGGCGACAGUAACAACGUUUCCGACGUCAUACCCAUAGAAAGUGAGACUAGGUUUACGGUGGUUCAAGAAAAAAAAAAGGAAGGCUCGUCGGGUUCAAUCCCAUGUCCCUUACUCAAAUGUAUAGUAAAGGGGAAAUCACAAAAAUGCCCUAUAAAGUUUCUUGGGUUUGUCGAUUUAGUCCCAAGUCAUUUGGCUGCUUAUAUGGGGUAUAACAUAGGAAUGAAAUGCUUAUGCCACAACAUUGAAGUGAUUGAGAGAAGGAGAGAUGAUAGGAUUAACUUCCACAAAAAUUUCGUUAUGCUUGUUCAUCUGGCAUUGGAGAGCAAAGAAGGAGAGAUGAUAGGCUUAACUUCUACAACCCCAAGUUUGUCAGAUAAACGUUGUGACACCACUACCAUCGCCGCCAAUCAUAGCCAGAAAUCAACAAGAAGAGAAGAAACCCUUGAUUGCAGAAAUAGAAUGAGUUAUUGGAGCAGGAAUUUCAUAGAUCGUGACAUCACCAUGGACGUUUCUUCAUAUAAUUAA